Molecule: messenger RNA, 2198 nt
Organism: Lindgomyces ingoldianus
Lineage: Eukaryota; Fungi; Ascomycota; Dothideomycetes; Pleosporales; Lindgomycetaceae
Product: NADPH dependent diflavin oxidoreductase-like protein 1
Exons: 5
Coding region: 263-2152 (629 amino acids)
Cellular component (GO): cytosol
Molecular function (GO): flavin adenine dinucleotide binding; FMN binding; NADPH-hemoprotein reductase activity
Source: RefSeq, a predicted model, not a curated record
CCAAAAGCCAAUCACCACGACACCGCAAUGACGAUGCAGCUUCACUUUCGCAUCCUCGCCUCAUGGAGCGCUCGGCAGCUCCAAUCAUGACCAGUUUUCAAAGUCGAGACACGUUCUGCUGGCGCGCCCCUCUUUCUCUGGCGGCAUUAGGAAGGCGAAGGUCGAGCUGAACUAUCAGCCUUGCUUUUUGCCAGGGCUGCUGGACUUCAAAAUCGUAUUGAAAUUGCGUGCAUCUGCACUGACUGACGCACAUUCAACCGCCAUGGGUGCUCUACCGGAGCGCAAAGCUCUGAUCCUCUAUGGUUCCGAAACAGGAAAUGCUCAAGAUGUUGCUGAGGAGCUGGGCAGGAUCGCAGAGCGACUGCGGUUUGACACAGAAAUCGCGGAACUGAACGCCAUCACCCUUGGGCGACUGCUGCAAUCCUCUGUGAUUCUUAUUUCCAUCUCUACAACUGGCCAAGGAGAUCUCCCACUAAACUCUCAGAUAUUCUGGAAGGCACUUCGAAGCACCAGGCUUCGGCCUGGAUGUUUACAGCAGGUGAAGUUUGCGUCCUUCGGUCUGGGGGACACCUCGUAUUCAAAAUUUAAUUGGGCACAUCGUAAGCUCUACAACCGCCUUGUCCAGCUCGGCGCCCAACCAGUAUGUGACCGAGGAGAAGCAGAUGAGCAGCAUCCCGAAGGGGUUGACGGAGCAUUUUUACCUUGGUCGACAAAACUUCGUCAACGUCUAAUUGAAAACUAUCCCCUUCCAGAUGGUGUCGAGCCUAUUCCGGACGACGUACUUCUGGACCCAAAGUGGCUACUUGACUUUGACGAUGGGAAUGAUUUCGCAUCACAAACGAAAAAUCCUCCAGUCGCUACCCCCUCCGUACCAAAAGCUCAUAAAGAAGCUAUACCACCAUUGGAUCUUCUCAACAUUCCAGGAGGGUUUUCAGCCAAGGUCGUUUCGAACAAAAGACUCACACCUGUGUCGCAUUGGCAAGAUGUUCGCCACCUCAUCCUCGAUACCCCCGAAUACCGUCCUUACAUUCCGGGCGACACUGUUACCAUAUACCCAAAGAAUUUUCCUGCUGAUGUCGAAGAGUUUCUAAAAACCAUGCAUUGGGAGGCCAUUGCAGAUACCCCUCUCAAAUUUACUCCAUCAUCCCCCAGCACCUCUACUGCUUCGCCAUUACCUAUCCCAAACCUACCCUUGGGUGCCGCCGUCACCCUAAGAACUCUCCUCACAAAUUACCUCGACAUCAUUUCCAUACCCCGUCGUUCCUUCUUCGCCCAACUUUCGCACUUCACGAGUGAUGAAUUCCAUCGUGAGCGGCUGCUCGAAUUCACGAAUCCGGAGUACAUCGAUGAGCUAUACGACUACACUACCCGGCCCCGACGGAGUAUCUUGGAAGUUCUGCAAGAGUUCGAAAGCGUCAAGAUUCCCUGGCAGCGCGUUUGCUCUCUCAUUCCUGUUCUUCGGGGUAGGCAGUUCAGCAUUGCGAGUGCCCAGUCUCCUUUAGCAAAAGAGGAAAAGCAUACUAGGAUCGAGCUCAUUGUUGCUAUAGUGAAGUACCGCACUGUCAUGAAACGUAUACGACAAGGCGUCUGUACGCGGUACGUUGCCUCACUUACGCCUGGCCAAGAAAUUAGUAUCACUUUCCAGCGAGGCGGUUUAGGUGUCACAAAAGCGGAAACUGAGAAACCAGUCGUAAUGGUGGGACCUGGAACUGGAGUAGCGCCGAUGCGGGCGUUAAUCUAUCAAAGAAACUACUGGCGGCAAGAACUCGAAAGAAGUUUUGAUGAUGCACCGAAAGAUAUUCUCUUUUUUGGAUGUCGUAAUGCUCAAGCAGAUUUUUUUUUCAAGGACGAUUGGGAGGCGUUAAAGACGGAAGGGGUUCCACUCGAUGUUCUAUCAGCAUUUUCGAGAGAUCAACGACGGAAAGUCUAUGUCCAAGACCUUGUUCGUCAAAAUAGCGCCGUUGUCUACGAUACCCUCGCGAACAAAGAGGGUGUAGUAUACAUAUGUGGUUCUUCGGGUAAGAUGCCACAGGCCGUCCGGGAAGCUCUGAUAGAGGUUUUCCAAAGUCAUGGAAGUCUGAGUCGGGAGGAGGCGGAAGCAUAUCUAGUUGGAAUGGAAAAGUGUGGAAGAUAUAAGCAGGAGACUUGGUGAGCAGUGGCCUGACCGUUAAGACGUAGACAUUAGGAUCGAAAAUUAG